AUGGAGUGUUUCUCAAAGAAUGAUGAGGGCAAACUUGAUGAGCUUAUUUUCAUUCACCGUUUUGCAUUUACUAUUGUUUAUGUGGACAAUCGCAUCCAUUCGGCUACAUUUUCCUCCACUUAUGGUAGCCGUUCCAUUGAUUGGUUUUUUGAUAUAUCAUGCGAUCGACGAGCACCACAAAUUCGGCUUGCACAACGACGAAUGCGAAUCGAUGAAACCUACCCGUCGGGUUUUAUCCUUCUUAAAUACUAUGCUGUUUCCAGGAAGUAUGAUCAAAUCAAUGAAUUCGAAAUGAGAGAAAAGCCGUUCAGUGGUUUAUUUGUUGUACCAGAAGAUAGUGAAUUCUUUCGGACGAUUUUCACUACUCUCCAUUCACAGAUAUUUGAUGGCGGUGAAAUAGUUAUUACUGUAAGAAUUAUAUUCAAAGCCAAAGAUUUUUUUGGAAUGCUACGACGUCGUGAAAGGGCUCCACCAACCCAAAUUUACGAGAACGAUUCUCGAUCAAUCGCAUUGGCACAAAUUCUAAAUGCUCAAAGGGAUUUCAAAAUUAUGGCCAGUGAUGGCGAGAUCAAGACAUCAAAAUAUCUGCUCUAUUUGUCGACAAAUUAUUUCCAUGAGUUGAUCACAACAAACCCGUUUGCUUCCUCUGCUGUCUUGGAUUUUAAUCGAGAAAUUAUUGAAAAGGUUCUCGACUUUGCAUUUAAAGGCACCUAUAAUAUGGAAGUACAGUUAAUUGACAAAGUUCGGAAAUUUUUGCAGUGCGUCCGCAGAAUAAAACCUCUAAAACAGACUGAAAUUAUCAAUCAUAUAUCCGUCAAACUCAAUGAAACUCUCUUACAAAACUGGAAAAGUGUAAGUUUGGACGACGCCGUCAAAAUACUAGAUAUCGCUUACGAACAACAAUUCGCCAAUCUUCUCGAUUCGGCAAUGAACCUCAUAGUCGAUCAGUACUUUAUUGAUUUUCGACUCAGGUACAAUGAACAUUCGGAAGGUGAGAACGGAGAGCUAUUUCGACGGUUGAACCAUUCGGCAGUUGCCGAUUUUCUCGCUCCGACGAAUGUAAUGCUGACAAGUUACCGGAAACGUGGCUCUGUGACGCGAAUUUUGAAAUAUAAAACUAGAGUACCUCCAAAAAGACAGUUUAUUGAAUGA
This is a messenger RNA of Cercopithifilaria johnstoni, 1152 nucleotides long. NCBI's taxonomy places the organism in Eukaryota, Metazoa, Nematoda, Chromadorea, Rhabditida, Onchocercidae. The record is from the annotation of a GenBank genome assembly.